ACAAAGUAGGCAAACAGUGCGAAAACACAAUCGUUGAACAAAUUGGCGCCUUUAGUUUAGCAUUUUGAAAGAAUACAGGAACAUAUAAAGUUUUGGUUUCGAAAAAAAUGCCUCGAGCAACUAAAGCAAAAGCAGCAGCAGAUGGUGCCGCCGGAGGUGGUGUUCAAAAGAAAGGAGCUGCUCCUAAGCGGAAUAAGUUAUAUGCGAUGCCAGAAAAAAUAGCUGAAGGCACAAUUCUCACCGAUUUAUCCAAAGCUCAGUGGUUAAUUGGAUCUUCCAUUGGAACUGGUGGGUUUGGAGAAAUUUAUUCAGCUUCUCGCGUUGGUGAGAAAACUUAUAACUACGUUGUGAAGUGCGAGCCACAUGGGAAUGGUCCACUGUUUGUUGAAAUGCAUUUCUAUAUGCGCAACGCCAAAUUGGAAGAUAUUAAGAGAUUUCAGCGUGAGCGUGGCCUUAAGGCCAUUGGUAUGCCAUAUAUGAUUGGGAAUGGUUCAGUUGAACUAAAAGGCACCAAACAUCGGUUUAUUGUAAUGCCACGAUAUGGCAGCGAUAUUUCAAAACACUUGUUAGCAAAUGGACGACGUUUUCCCGAGGAAACCAUAUACAGACUGGCGUUACAAAUGUUGGAUGUGUAUGAGUUUAUACACUCGUGUGGUUACGUGCACGCAGACUUGAAAGCAGCUAAUAUACUCUUAGGCUACGGCAAAGAAGGCAAUAGUCAAGCAUAUUUAGUUGACUAUGGCCUAGCCUCACAUUAUACGACGAAGGAAUUUAAACCUGAUCCCAAAAAAAUGCAUAACGGUACUAUAGAAUAUACUUCUCGGGACGCACAUCUCGGUGUAGCUACAAUGCGUGCAGACUUCGAAAUAUUAGGUUAUAAUAUCAUAGAAUGGUCCGGCGUUCAAUUGCCAUGGGUAAAGGACAAUAUACUAACGGUACCAGUGAAAGUUCAGAAAGCCAAAGAAGAUUUCAUGGCAGACGUAACGCAUUGUUUAAAAACCUUAUAUUCUAAAGAUGUUCCAGGUCCUAUUGCCGAGUAUAUGAAGUAUGUAGCAAAGCUGGAGUAUAAUGAAAAACCUGACUAUGAAAAAUGCCGUAAAAUAUUCAGCACUGCUUUAAAAGCAAUGAAAAUAUCAAAUACAGGAGAUCUACGUUUUACGAUAAGUGACAAUAAUAACAAGUCUGUACCUUCCACAAGCAAAGGUCGCGGAAAAUUGCUAGGAAAGCGGGCAGCGGCCAUGGACACAUCAGUGGAAAUGUUUGCCAGUGACGACGAUGAUGAUGAUGUAAUAUUUGAAGAAAAGAAACCGGUUAAGAAAGCACCGCAAAAGCAACUGAAAACUGUGACAAAACGUUCGCCGAAAACUAUUGACAGUGUUUCAAGACUCUUGAAAUCAUCUCCUCGCAAUGCAACACCAACUUUGCGCCGUUCGCCUGAAAUGAAAACUUUCAAUAAGUUGUCACCAAAAGUAACUCCAGCUCGGAAGCGUCGAUCGACGUCUUUCUCGCCAAGAAAGGCAACACGUCAUUCACCUUUGCAAAAGAAAUUGCGAACCACUCCUCGUGAUGCUGCCAAUGGUAAAAGUUCCAGCACGCCAAGUACUUCGCAUUCUACACGUUCCACUCCUAUUGCUACAAGAGCGAAUAUAAAUUUCAGUCCAGCGAUUUCGUUAUCCACUUCGCGACAUGGUAAGACUGUUGUUAAUGACAACACAACGCCAGUACCCCGUACCGGUAAAACUUAUGAAUUCAAUUUUGAAUUAGAUGUCAGUAUGGACGCAAAUGUUAUUGUUAAUGUAAAACGUAAAAAGAAAGCCGCAGCGGCUAGUACCAACAGUGAUAGUGCCGCCAAGAACAGUGCUAAAACAAUGCGCUCCAAUGAGGAGACACCCGGGGAUAAAAGGAAUACACCAGUUACUCGCGUGAAAGUUCGGAAAUUGCCCAGUGAUGAUGCGUGCGGCAGUCCACCCACCCCAGCUGUUACUGUUAAAAAAUCUAGACGUGCGGUUUCAUAAAAAAACUCGUGUUGCUUAUUCAAUGUUUCAUUUGUAUUACUAGAAGACCUAUACAUUCUUUUUUUAUAAAUUAUAUGUACAUGUAUGUAAUUGUUUCUUAUAUAUUGCUCAUUUGUUAAAAAUUCAUAAUUGUUCCCUCCAUUGAAUAAGAUGCGCUUUGACGUAUCUUUCCUGGCAAGGGAUCCAAUACAUAAAAUUCGUUGAUCUGUACGCUGAAUAAAGUUUUUGUAAGAGAA
Bactrocera tryoni is the source of this 2251-nucleotide messenger RNA. RefSeq names its product nucleosomal histone kinase 1 (gene ball). The transcript is spliced from 3 exons. The record is from RefSeq and is a predicted model, not a curated record. Gene Ontology annotation, biological process: peptidyl-serine phosphorylation; signal transduction. Lineage: Eukaryota; Metazoa; Arthropoda; Insecta; Diptera; Tephritidae. Bases 108 to 2015 code for a protein of 635 amino acids. Gene Ontology annotation, molecular function: protein serine/threonine kinase activity; ATP binding. Gene Ontology annotation, cellular component: nucleus; cytoplasm.